Hibiscus syriacus is the source of this 1521-nucleotide messenger RNA. Its product is annotated as probable isoprenylcysteine alpha-carbonyl methylesterase ICMEL1. The coding region runs from base 108 to 1469 and encodes 453 amino acids. The record is from RefSeq and is a predicted model, not a curated record. The transcript has 14 exons. Lineage: Eukaryota; Viridiplantae; Streptophyta; Magnoliopsida; Malvales; Malvaceae.
CCAGGCCGGGUACUUGUUGAAUUCAAAACACAAGUUACGGCUUCCCAAUCCACCUUACAUAAACUAACAUUUACUACCAAAACCUAAUCUCUGGCUUUUCCAAAACUAUGCCAUCUCCAAUCCUGCCCAUAUCAAACCACCCUUCCUCCUCCGCACCGGUGGUCAAAGCUAAGAUCCAUGAUGUCCCAUCGACAACCCUCCUCAUCUCCUCCCAAUUCGACCCUGAAAAGGCCAUUACUCCUCUCCUACGUAGAGCUUCCAGUUACAAUUCAACAAGCAACGACUCUAUUGUUUCUUUUGCUAACAACCACCAGCAGAGAUCUCGCCUAAUUCCCAGCGAUAGUUCCCUCGCUUUGUUAUCCGAUCAGUCUCCCCGCCAAUCUAUAAGCCGGGAAGUGGGCCAUGAUGCUUCCGAGACCUUUCUCCUUUCUCGAUUAUGUGUGAAGCUUCUCGGCUACCUCCGGGUAGGCUAUAGAUGGAUCACAAAAUUUCUUGCUCUUGGUUGUUAUGCAUUGUUACUUAUGCCAGGUUUUAUUCAAGUUGCUUAUUACUACUUUUUCUCCAGACAGGUCCGUAGGAGCAUAAUAUAUGGUGAAAAUCCUAGAAAUAGGCUUGAUCUUUAUUUGCCUAAAAGCAGCCAUGGUACGAAACCAGUGGUAGCUUUUAUAACUGGUGGGGCUUGGAUUAUUGGUUAUAAAGCAUGGGGCUCUCUUUUAGGUCAACAGUUAUCAGAAAGAGACAUCAUAGUGGCAUGCAUAGACUACAGAAAUUUUCCACAGGGCACAAUAAGUGCCAUGGUGGAAGAUGCUUCUCAGGGCAUCUCAUUCGUUUGCAAUAAUAUUGCUGAAUAUGGAGGUGAUCCCAGCAGGAUUUAUCUUAUGGGACAAUCAGCUGGUGCACAUAUUGCUGCUUGCACACUUAUAAACCAGGCAAUCAAAGAAGCUAGCGAAGGCAGUACUUCUUGGAGUGUGUCCCAGAUAAAAGCUUAUUUUGGUUUGUCUGGAGGGUACAAUCUUUUUAACCUUAUCGAUCACUUUCACAGUCGAGGUUUAUAUCGUUCAAUCUUUCUAAGCAUAAUGGAAGGGGAGGAUUCUUUGCAUCAAUUCUCUCCUGAAGUAUUGGUACAGGACCCAGACGUUAAGCCUGCUGUUUGUCUUCUUCCUCCUAUCAUUCUUUUUCAUGGUACUGCAGAUUUUUCUAUUCCUGCGGAUGCCAGUACAAGUUUUGCAGAUACACUUGGAAGAAAUGGAGGGAAAGCAGAAUCCGUUUUGUAUGAUGGAAAGACACACACGGAUUUAUUUCUUCAGGAUCCCAUGAGAGGUGGCAGAGAUGAGAUGUUUGAAGAUGUUGUUGCCAUCAUACAUGGUGGAGAUGAAGAAGCCCUUGCAAAAGAUGCCGUGGCUCCUCCAAGAAGACGCCUUGUACCCGAAUUCAUGUUGAAAUUGGCUCAUAAUGUCAGCCCAUUUUAGACAUUCAAAAUUCAUCAUCUAGCAGGUGCUUAAGUAAUGGAAAAGACUACAU